AUGCCAGGCGGUCGCAAGAACCCUAUACAGAUGUCGAACAUCGUCGGCGCGGUGCAUAACGUGGUCAAUCGCGCCAAGGUGGAGGCCAAGGAUGCCGCGGCGGCCCUCGAGGCGCACCACGGGGAUCGGCACUUUGUCGAUCUCACGAUACAGUUUAUCGGCGCGUCGAACCUGCCCAAGAUGGACGUCGUCGGGACGGCAGACCCCUAUUUUAUCGCCAAACUUGACGAGCGGCUCUCCUUUGUAUCUACGGUGAAGCCCAAUACGCUGUCGCCUGUCUGGAAUGAACUGUGGAAGAUCAAGAACGUGCCGAAUACCGCGACGCUUGUCGUCGAGGUUCUCGAUAAAGACAACGGGACGAUCACCGACGACCACAUCGGCAAGUUCUCGACACCCGUUACCGAUGGCGCGAAGGAGUUCACCAUCGAGAGCCUUUCUCUGCGCCGCAAUAGGGGCAACUUUUGGCUGAAGAUCGAAUCUACACCGUCUGCCGAUGAGAAGGCGGAACGAAGACAGUACAUCUUCGACGGCCCGAUUCGCUACUCGCGCCAUUUCUCUCCCACCAUCGGUCGCUUGACGAACCUGAACGACGCCCGCCUGUACUCGACGUGGAAGAUGUACAUCAAGGGCGUGCGCAUGUUCUUCGGCGACACCGUCCAGCCGUGGAACAGGAACUACAAGGCCGCGCAGACGAUCUUCCAGGGCCCGACCUCCAUCGCCCUACGCUCAACCAUCCAGGCGGGCCACCGCAUGCUGUACGCCCGGUCGACCACGAACGGGUUCGGGAUUAUCAACGGGCCCGACGAUGUCUUCCGCCUCCUCUUCCACAGCAACCCCGGCGUGACCGAGGGCCUCCCGAACACGAGCGCGGGCACAUGCCCUCCCCCAAGCCCCACGCCAUACGCGCAGCGCGUGAAGCCCGCCGUGUACACGUACAUUAUCGCGGUCGAGGACGACUCCUUCCGGUUCUCGGAGACGGGUGCCGCGUUCUUCGUCGACUUCGCGUCCAAGCACGCGUUGCACGCGAACUGCGCGCAGGCCGUACGUUAUUCGGGCGAGUUCCAUCCGCGCCCCGAGGGUGGCUGGGAGAACUUCGCGGACGACACGCCGGACGACGCCGUCCGCUGGGAGCUCGUGAUCGACAACAACAGCGGCACGUACAGCCCGGACCCGAUGAUGCUGCCCAACCUCAAGGAGCUGCUCCAGUACAACUUCCCUGGGUUCACCGUGCACGCGCUCGACCGCCAGGACCCGCGGCUUGCGCAGAGCCGGGAGGCGUGUCGGGCGUACGCCUUGGCGAAGCGCGGCGUGAAGCAGGAGGACCUGCAGCCACAUGCGCGAGCGGGCGAGGAGACGUUGUCGCAUACCGCGCAGACUCAAGGAGAUGCACCUAUGGAGGGCGGGCCUGGCGACGGCGCUGCGGCGGGAACAGUAGUGGGCGAGUCCGUCGAGUCUGAGUCGCUCGACCAGCCCGCGGUCGAACAUCCUGUGGUGGACAAGCGGAGCAGCUCCUUCUCCGACGGACGAGACUAUCUGAAUUCGAUCUGA
This is a messenger RNA of Trametes versicolor FP-101664 SS1, 1548 nucleotides long. RefSeq lists its product as uncharacterized. NCBI's taxonomy places the organism in Eukaryota, Fungi, Basidiomycota, Agaricomycetes, Polyporales, Polyporaceae. Gene Ontology annotation, biological process: positive regulation of gene expression. Bases 1 to 1548 code for a protein of 515 amino acids. The transcript is spliced from 3 exons. The record is from RefSeq and is a predicted model, not a curated record.